Molecule: messenger RNA, 2547 nt
Organism: Pelobates fuscus (common spadefoot toad)
Lineage: Eukaryota; Metazoa; Chordata; Amphibia; Anura; Pelobatidae
Gene: RHPN1
Product: rhophilin Rho GTPase binding protein 1
Exons: 16
Coding region: 226-2241 (671 amino acids)
Biological process (GO): negative regulation of stress fiber assembly; signal transduction
Molecular function (GO): protein binding
Source: RefSeq, a predicted model, not a curated record
AUCAACAGAUACCCCAGCAGGGGAACAUCAACAGAUACCCCAGCAGGGGAACAUCAACAGAUACCCCAGGAGGGGCACAUCAUCACACACCCCAGGAGGGGCAGAUCAAUAAGUACCCAAGGAGGAACAGAUUACCACGCGAUCAAGGGCAAAUCACCAAAUACCCCAUCGGGGCAGAUCAUCAGGAACCUCAUAGGUGCUACAGAUUGGUCGUAGAGGAAGCCGAUGAUGGUGGAUACUUUGAAUGCAGAUAGUGGCCUGUACCAGCAGCGGCAUGCAACUGAAGGCAGUAUACGGAAGGGAUGUGACCCGUUUGCUCAGACCCAGCGCAGCAAAUUGCAACAUCGCCGGGCACGGAUAAACCAGCAGAUUAACAAGGAGAUGAGAAUGAGAGCCGGAGCAGAAAAUCUCUUCCGUGCUACCACGAACCACAAAGUGAAAGAAACCGUGGCAUUGGAGCUCAGUUAUGUCAACUCCAACCUGCAACUCCUUAAGGAAGAGUUAGCAGAACUGAACAGCUCUGUGGAAGUGUACCAGAAUGAAAGUGAAAUUCUUAGUGUUCCGAUGAUACCUCUGGGAUUAAAAGAAACAAAGGAACUGGAUCUCACUGAUCCAUUAAAAGAUUUCAUCAGCAGUCACUAUGGAGAAGACGGCUCUCUAUAUGAAAAAGAAAUCAGAGAGUUUAUGGACCUGCGACAGGCGAUGAGGACUCCGAGGCGAAGCGAAGCUGGAGUAGAACUCCUGAUGGAAUAUUACAACCAGCUCUACUUCCUGGAUAAUCGAUUCUUCCCUCCCAACAAGAACCUGGGAGUCUACUUCCACUGGUACGAUUCGUUGACUGGUGUCCCCUCCUGUCAGCGAGCUCUAGCAUUUGAGAAGGGCAGUGUGCUGUUCAAUAUGGGUGCUUUGUACACCCAGGUUGGGGCGAGACAAGACAGGCUGUCAGUACGAGGAGUUGACAUAGCAAUUGAUGCUUUUCAGAAGGCUGCAGGUUGUUUUAACUAUUUGAAAGAAAACUUUUCAAACGCUCCCAGCCUGGACAUGAGCUCAGCGUCCCUGAACAUGCUGGUCCGCCUGAUGAUUGCACAGGUCCAGGAGUGCAUCUUUGAAAAAUUCACCUUGGAGAACACCCAAAAUACCUUCGUGACACAGCUGCAGAUGGCACAAGAAGCUGCAAGGGUGGAAGAUGUAUACAGCCUAGUGUACAGGACAAUGUCUCACCCACCCGUUAAGGACUAUGUCCCCUUCUCCUGGACUACCAUGGUCUGUGUUAAAGCCGAACAUUUCAAAGCACUGUCCCAUUUCCAUGCUGCCAGCGCACUCUGUGAUUUUACUACUGCCUCUGAAUCAGAAAUGGUAGAGCAUGAAAAGGCCUUUGUUCAGUUCCAUGUUACGGCCCCAGAAAGUCCUUCUAUUAGCUUCCUACUGCAAGACCAAGAGGAGAGAAGGAAACUAGGUAAGGCGCAUUUGAAGAAGGCCAUUAUGAAGCAUGAAGAAGCGAUGCGGAUCCAUGGGCUGUGUAAGAUACUGCGUAAGAUGGAUAUACUGCAGGAAGUCCUUACCUCAGCUCACAAGAGAUCCCUCAGCAAGUACUCUGAUAUUGACCAUGAAGAGGACUUCUUCGAGACAGGAGAGGCCCCAGACAUUGAGCCAAUAUCAGAACAAAGGCCUGAAAUAAAAAUGCCAAUUUUCUCCAGGGUGAAGGUGGCAGACCUUUUCCAUCGCCUUGGGCCUCUUUCAAUAUUCUCAGCAAAACAUAAAUGGCAUCCUGCGCAGAAAAUUCAUCUAGAGAAGGGAGAUGAUGGCUUUGGGUUCACACUAAGAGGCGAUUCGCCCGUCCUCAUUGCUGGAGUGAUCGUUUCAGGCUGUGCAGCUGUUGCUGGGGUGAAGGAGGGAUCCUAUAUUGUCACAGUGAAUGGUAAGGAUUGCCGCUGGUCCAAGCAUUCUGAAGUUGUGCAGUUGCUGAAAAGCACUGGAAAGGAAGGUGUGGAUAUCGAGGUGGUGACAUUCCAUAAUCCUGACACACAGAACACGAUGAUGGACAAGAAAUCGUCCAUGCUGUCUUCUAGUGAGAUACUCAAAGGGAACAAGGAGAAUAGUAGGAAAUCGAUGACUGGCACCAAGAACACCAGUACCCUAUUAAUGUGGAAUAAGAAGCGAAAUCAGACUAAACCGAACACCAACAGCAGCACUCUCCAGCUCCCUUUUAGUGCUGUGCAGAACAGCGAGUCCAUGUACUGACCACGAGCAGUGGGAUGUCCACAUACUAGACAAGACCAAGGCCAACAGAGGUCCUACUCCUGUAAUGCCUGCCCCUGUAUCUGUUAAUGAGUAGGAGUGCUGAGUUUUAGGAACAAUGAGUGGUGGGGGAAUAAUAUCAAGUCUAGACUACUUGGAUCUAGUGAAGAUCUAUAACAGAAAGGCCCCCAGUGCCUGAUUUGGCUAGUAGAACUUCAUCUUCUGAAACUUGAACAUUUGAUAGAUUUACUUGUUUUUAAUUUGCUUUGUAUAUAAAUGUGACUAUUUAUAAAGUGGUUUAUUGUUGCA